Molecule: messenger RNA, 1663 nt
Organism: Capsaspora owczarzaki ATCC 30864
Lineage: Eukaryota; Filasterea; Ministeriida; Capsasporidae
Exons: 5
Coding region: 63-1481 (472 amino acids)
Source: RefSeq, a predicted model, not a curated record
CCUUUUUCAUUUUGUCAGUUGAACACUUCUGAUUUGUUCUCUGAGUCUUUGCGUUGGCGGGAAUGACUUCGCUGGAAUCGCAGCUUCGCGAGGUCGACAUCACCGACGACUCGGUUCUGUCCCUGCUCCAGCCGAGCCAGACCGCUGGCCUCGACGCCAAUGAGCUCAUGCUCUCUCUGUUUGCACCCAACUACCCCGAGCUCAACCUGGCAAACCUCACAGGAUCCAUUUACGAAAAGACGACGGACUUGGUGACGCGCCCGUUGCUGAGCGCCAUGACCGUCCACUCGCUGCCCGAAUUGCACCAAGACGACAUUUUGGCGGCUGCAUUGUCACCUGCAAACUCGACAGUUUCGUCCACUUCCUCGUCGGCAAUCGCGUCGCCACCGACCAAUGGCUCUGCGCCCUCUACGGUGCCCGCGAGUGGACAGCGGUUUGAGUUUGACCUUCCCCCGGCGUACCAGCACUCCUCGCAACGUCGCCCGCGCUCCGACUCGAGCAGCGAAGAAGAGCAUCACUCUCCCGAGAGCAUGAUGCGUGCAUCGAUUCGUGUCCGUCUCGAUGUGGACCCGGACGAGCAUGAGGAUAUUCCUGGAGACACUGCUUUGAAAGUCAAACGUCGUGAGCAAAUCAAACGCGCAUCCAAGCUCUACCGCGAGCGCAAGAAGCGGAGCGAGCGUCAGCUUGAAGAUGAGCUAGAUCGUCUCCGCAAGGAAAAGGACGAGUUGUUUGCCGAAAAGGAGCGAGCUCUUCUUCAACUGCGCGUUCUUCAAAACAAUACCAGCACGCAUGCCAAUGCAGGAGUCAACCAUGCCUCUGAUGUGGAGCAAAGCCGAUUGCGCUUGCUCGCGCUUCUCAAGCAGGUAUCGCAAGACCCAACCGCAACCGACGAGCAGCUCUUGCAAGUCAUUCGGCCUCUGCGUGACACAUGCCGAGUGGUCAGCGGAAUCGCAAUCUGCCACGCUCAACACCUGCUGAGCAUGAGGACAUCACUGUCGCUCGCCAGCACGUUUCUCAAUGACUGCAUGUACCUGGUCGAGACGGAAAAGUCAGCCUACGGUUUGGGCGCGUACGCACGGCAAGUACGACACGCCGUCCCUUCCAUGUCGCAGACGCAAAUCCAGCUGCUAAACACCAUCACCGAGCAAUACUACUCCGACAUUGCCAUUCUGCACGCCGAGCGCAAGCAACUCGCUCGCGAUCUGGAUGCCCACGCCCUCCGCGAAAAGCAGCAGCCCGAUGUCAUGCUGCAGUCUCAAAUUAUGCUGUCUCGCCUCACAUUGAUAGACUGUCUGCGGCGCAACAUUCACGCCGAGGUCAACUUGUUUGAGUUUGCCAUCGACCAAAUCGUGUCCAUGCUCUCUCCGCGCCAGCAAGCCCAGCUCCUUUCUCAAAUCGAUCUCCAGCACACAUCUGUUCUUAUGCUCAGUGGCUUGCAGGCUGGUAUCCGAGCGCAGCAACAGCAAAGUCCAGCCGAAUGAGCGCGCGGAGCGGUGGUUUUUUUUUUUUCUGUUUGUCUUUUUUUCUGUUUCUCGUUGCUGUAGUUGACUGGAGUGAUUUUUGUCGUUGAGUUCUCCCUCGAUUCUCGUGUUGUUUUGCGUGUGUAUGCGGAUUGUCAGGCUGUGUGCUUGUUUUCUCGAGCAGUAAAGUUGCCUAUUGAUCA